This is a messenger RNA of Sphenostylis stenocarpa, 1938 nucleotides long. NCBI's taxonomy places the organism in Eukaryota, Viridiplantae, Streptophyta, Magnoliopsida, Fabales, Fabaceae. The record is from the annotation of a GenBank genome assembly.
AUGCCUCAACCCAGAGCAACGCGGUUCCUCCUCCUCCUCUCUCGCCCCAGCUCCACCCGGAACCUCCCUCCUCCUCCUCCCAACCACUAUCGCGUCCACGUCCGAACCAUCUUCGACGGCAAUUUCAAGCCAGUCCGAGACCGUGGCCUGGACCACGCCGUGGAGCGCGAGAAAAACCUCAAACCCUUACUCUCCCUCAAAAACCUCAUGAAACGCGAACCCACCAAAUCCCUCCCUCUAUCAAUCAUAAAAAACACCCUCCAUUUUCCUUUCCGUUCCAUCGAAUUCAUCCGCAAGUACCCCUCCGUCUUCGAAGAGUUCCUCCCCAUACCCACCCUUCCCCAGCCCCACAUCCGUCUCACGCCGGAAACCCUCCGUCUCGACGCUGAUGAGCAGCUCAUUAACCAAUCCCACCAGUUCAAACACCAAUCAGCUGACAAGCUCUUGAAACUGUUGAUGAUUGCAAGAAUCCACAAAAUCCCACUCCCACUCAUUGAACACUUACAAUGGGACCUCGGUCUACCGGAUGACUACGCCGAGACGGUUGUACCGGAAUUUCCGGACUACUUUCGUAUUGCGGACGGGUUCCUGGAACUCGUAUGCUGGAGCCAUGAGCUGGCGGUUUCAGUUCUCCAGAACCGAAACCGAAAAGAUGAACUUGAUGACCAAUUGGUGUUUCCUGUUCAGUUUUCUACUGGUUUUGAGAUGGAUAAGAAGUAUGAUAAGUGGUUGAGGGAGUGGCAGAGGUUGCCUUAUGUGUCUCCUUAUGAGAAUGUGUCUCAUUUGUCACCUACAAGUGAUGAGUCUGAUAGGUGGGUUGUUGGAGUGUUGCAUGAGAUUCUUCAUGUUUUUGUUGGGAAGAAAACUGAGAAGGAUAGUUUGUUGGAGUUAGGAGAGUGGUUGGGGUUGAGGUCGAGGUUUAAGAGGGCGUUGUCGCAGCAUCCGGGGAUUUUCUAUGUGUCUAGUAAGGUUGGGACCUAUACUGUUGUUUUGAGAGAGGGGUACAAGAGGGGUGCGCUGAUUGGGGAUCAUCCAGUGAUGAAUUUGAGGAACCAGUAUGUUCAUCUGAUGAAUAGUGUGAGUGAAGAGGGGAAAGUGGGUAAGGUGGUGCAAGGAAAGGGUGGUGUGGAUGAGGCAGAGGCUAAAGGCGGUGAUGAGGGGGAAGGAGAGGGAGAGGGAGUGGGAGAGGAUGAUGGGGAGGGUGUGGGGGAGCAUGAAGAGGGGGCUUGUGAAGUUGAGGAUGACAGUGAAACUGAUGUUGAUGAAAGGAGGUCUUGGAGAGGUAGUCAGAAAAUUGCUACUGGGAGAAGGAACAGGAACUUUGGGAAAGUGAAGUUAGAUGUUGACAAACCUUUGAGGGAUUCUCGGAGGGAAAGAUUGACUCUGAGAGAUUCUGAAAGGGAACGAUCGUCUUUUAGAGUUUCUCAAAGGGAAAGAUCACAUUUGGGAGAUUCUCAAAGGGAAAGAUCACCUUUGAGAGAUUCUGGGAGGGAAAGAUCACCGUUCGGAGAUUCUCGAAGGGAACGAUCAUCAUUGAGAACUUCUGGAAGGGAAAGGUCGUCUCUGAAUAAUUCUCGAAGGGAAAGAUCACCUUUGAGAGAUUCUGGGAGGGAAAGAUCACCGUGCGGAGAUUCUCGAAGGGAACGAUCACCAUUGAGAAAUUCUGGAAGGGAAAGGUCGUCUCUGAAUAAUUCUCGAAGGGAAAGAUCAUCUUUGAGAGAUUCUGGGAGGGAAAGAUCACCUUUCGGAGAUUCUCGAAGGGAACGAUCACCAUUGAGAAAUUCUGGAAGGGAAAGGUCGUCUCUGAAUAAUUCUCGAGGGGAAAGAUCACCUUUGAGAGAUUCUGGGAGGGAAAGAUCACCCUUGAGAGAUUCUCGAAGGGAAAGAUCAACUGGGAAUACACAGAAAACCGGGGAGAAGAAUGUUAGAAGUUUCUAA